GAGACAUGGGACACAAUAAGCAAAGAAACUGUAAAGAACUGUUGGCGCUAUACUGGAAUUCUGCCUUUUAGAUAUCUUGUUAAAAUUUUUCCUAGUAAUGAAAACUUUGAAACUGAAAGCAUUAAUAUUUCUGAAAUUACUAAAGCACAAUGUGAAGCCCAAGAGAUCAUUGAUUUAACUGACAAUAUUAAUCUUCAAUAG
Racocetra persica is the source of this 201-nucleotide messenger RNA. The record is from the annotation of a GenBank genome assembly. NCBI's taxonomy places the organism in Eukaryota, Fungi, Glomeromycota, Glomeromycetes, Diversisporales, Gigasporaceae.